UGUGCAGCUUGUAGCCGUAGUGUUAGUAGUGUUAGAUGCCAGCAGCUCCUCAUGAAAUCUCUUCAAGCUUGUUAGAAUAAAAAAUUAAAAAAAACAGAUGAAUUGCUAGAAUAAAAGCUUUUAAUUUCCUUUUUUUUAUCAUUCUUCUUUCGCUUUCAAUUUACAAUGAGUGCGGUUGCAGGUCUGCAGAAAAAGAAGAGGAAAGAUUUUAUACCUUACUUUCUCGGAUUUGUAAUAUUUUUGUAUGGCACCAUUCAUCUUGUAUCAUUCACAGCCAGGAGCAGUCAGGAGAGUCACCCCGUCAGGGCGCGUCGGGCUCUGGAGAAUGAGACUGAGUGUAUUUCACCACAGUCCUCCGAGUUCCCUGAAGGCUUCUUCACGGUGCAGGAGAGGAAGGAUGGAGGACUCGUCAUUUAUUUUAUGAUUAUUUUCUACAUGCUUCUGGCUGUGGCGAUAGUCUGCGAUGAUUACUUCCUGCCCUCCUUAGAGGUCAUCAGCGAACGUCUGGGACUGUCUCAGGACGUAGCAGGAGCCACAUUCAUGGCAGCUGGGAGUUCAGCACCUGAACUGGUCACGGCCUUCCUGGGCGUGUUUGUGACAAAGGGGGACAUCGGGGUCAGCACUAUCGUUGGGUCAGCUGUCUACAACCUCCUAGGAAUCUGUGCUGCCUGUGGACUCCUGGCCUCGAUGACAGGGCGCCUCACCUGCUGGCCAUUGUUCAGGGACUGCCUGGCAUAUGGCAUCAGUGUCGCUGCUGUUAUUGCCAUCAUUUCUGAUAACAAAGUGUACUGGUAUGACGCUGCCUCUCUGCUGCUGGUCUAUGGCAUCUACAUUGUGGUUCUGUGCUUCGACCUUCGCAUCAGUGAGUUCGUCCUGAGGAAGCUGAGCCCCUGCUGCACAUGUCUGGCUUCAGGCUCUGGUGAGAAGACUGAGACGCAGCCUCUGAUGGGCUGGAGCGAAGACACCAGCCUUCGAGUCCACAGUCGCUCCAGAACAGACAGCGGCAUCUUCCAGGACGACUCGGGCUACUCCCACCUGUCCCUCAGCCUGCACGGCCUCAACGACAUCCCUGAAGAGCAUAAAUGUGUGUUUGCAGUGCCGGAGAGCGACCUGAAGCGGAUCCUCUGGGUUCUGUCUCUGCCCGUCAUCACUCUGCUUUUCCUGACCGUGCCUGACUGCAGGAGAAGGUUCUGGAAGCCCUGGUUCAUGAUAACCUUCCUCAUGUCAGCUGUCUGGAUCUCAGGUUUCACAUACGUGCUGGUGUGGAUGGUCACUGUUGUUGGUGAGACCCUCGGCAUCCCUGAUACAGUGAUGGGACUCACUUUGCUCGCUGCUGGAACCAGUAUACCUGACACCAUAGCCAGCGUGAUGGUGGCCAGAGAAGGGAAAGCUGACAUGGCCAUGUCCAACAUUGUGGGCUCCAAUGUUUUUGACAUGCUCUGCCUGGGUCUGCCUUGGUUCAUCAAAACUGCCUUCGUGGACACAACCAACCCCGUAGAGGUCAACAGCACUGGACUGGUCUUCAUUUCCUCCACACUCCUCCUGUCAAUCCUCUUCCUUUUUGUCGCCGUGCACAUCAAUGGAUGGAAGCUUGACUGGAAAUUGGGAAUCGUUUCUCUCAUCUGCUACACCCUUUUCGCCACUCUGUCCAUCCUGUAUGAGUUAGGGAUUAUUGGGAAUAAUCCAGUAAGACUGUGCAGCGACUGAGCUCUGACCUUCGCAGGACUGAAGCCAUAUUUUCUGAGACUGUUAAUGGUCCAAAACCACAACAAAAAUGUUAAUCUUUUAAAUCUUCAAAUGUCAAGACUAGGAGGCUUGGUCCCACUCGCAUACUUUUAAAUAUGCCAUGAAAGAUGCGUGCUGGUCACAUCUCACCAAGAGGAUUUAGUAAUAGAUUUCACCAGAGGACAUUCUCUAGACUGUUAUAUCACAAUGAAGGCCCGCUACCGCAAAGUGAGACGUCUCCUGUCUUACACAAGGCCCAUGAAUGGAAAAUGUGCUGUCACAGAAAUAACUGCCCAGUUCAAAUGAAUCCCCAGUCGAGGAAUAAAAGGUGUCAACUGAA
Molecule: messenger RNA, 2065 nt
Organism: Amphiprion ocellaris (clown anemonefish)
Lineage: Eukaryota; Metazoa; Chordata; Actinopteri; Pomacentridae
Gene: slc24a5
Product: solute carrier family 24 member 5
Exons: 9
Coding region: 166-1707 (513 amino acids)
Biological process (GO): melanocyte differentiation; calcium ion transmembrane transport; intracellular calcium ion homeostasis
Cellular component (GO): membrane
Molecular function (GO): calcium, potassium:sodium antiporter activity; calcium channel activity
Source: RefSeq, a predicted model, not a curated record